AUGCGAGGGGCUCUUGCGAAUCCCGGGUCCUCACACACGGACCCCACUCACUUUCUCAGCGGCCUGAGUGUCUGCAUCCUACAGGCGAGACCACUUGGGACCCCAGAGGUCGGACCCCCCAGUUUUCCUGCCCCCGGCGUGGAGGCCGCAGGGAGUCAGCUGCCCUGUGUCCUCAGGCUCGGGGUGAUGAUGGGGCAUCCGGGAAGUCCAGCCGGGUCCCAGAGCAGCCGGCCAGCAAGGGGAGGAGACGCCCCCUCUCCGCUGGUUGGAGCGCGGCUGUGGGAGGCCUCCCGCCUUCCUGCGCUCCUUCCCCCUCUGACAGGUUUCUCCCCGGGACGGCCAUGUGAUGGCCCUGGACCCCAGGGACGCUGUCGGGCCAGGAGGCCCUGGGAGCCGCGGGGCCCUGGCUCACACGCUUCCCUCCGCUGCCGGCCGCCGCCCCCGUGCAGCCUCCCCGGCCUCCCCCAGCCCCUCCCGAGUCUCCCCAGCGCCCCUCGGGGGGUGACAGGGGCCGCCCGCGGCCUGACGUACAGCGGCCGGUCUGAGAGGCUGACCCGGGGCUGGGGGGCCGGCCAGGGCGAGGCGGGGGAGGCAGAGGCCCGCUGCUGCAGCACUCUGCCUGGAGGACGAGCCGGGCUUGGCAAAAUCACUUUCAGUGAGCAGUUCCAGGGGAUCCUGCGGUAA
Rangifer tarandus platyrhynchus (Svalbard reindeer) is the source of this 684-nucleotide messenger RNA. NCBI's taxonomy places the organism in Eukaryota, Metazoa, Chordata, Mammalia, Artiodactyla, Cervidae. The record is from the annotation of a GenBank genome assembly.